GACCGCCCAACCCCCGCCCCCACCGAGUGUCACAAAGCGCGCGCUCGCGGCGCGUCCUCCGCAAACACUUUUUACACACUUUUACGUCGGAGUCUCCGUGGAGGAAACAGUACUUUAAGACUUGAGAAUGACUACGGUGACCCCUGACCCCUACAUCUUCACUUCUGAUUGGCUGCCGUCUGACGAGCGGUUCCUCCCGCCGCUGGCCAAUGGGCUGCUGGGCUGGCGCGUGUUCAAUAACGUCAUGCACAUGGGCGGGGUCUACAACGGGCAGGGGGGACAGUGUCACCGCGCGGACAUUCCGUGUCCCCUCGCUGUCCAGCUUGUCUUGGGGGAUGCAGGUGUACACACGUACAGCCUGGACACACGUACAGGUGUGUUCUCUCAGAUCGUCCAGACAGUAAAUAUGAGUGUGUCCCUGUCCUUCUACGCCCACCGGUCCAGCUCUCACAUAUUGGUGAUGGAGGUGCUUGUGGUGCGUCAAGGAGCCGCAGAGGAGUCGCUCACCGUUGGACUGAAGAGCUCCUUCAAGCCCUGCAGUGAGGACAUAGCCUUCGAGGCUGCUGAGGAUUAUCGGGGUGGAAGGCACAUCCAGGGGAAGACCAUCAUCCCUGAGGUUCCCGGAGGCCCCUUGUGCAGCAUUCACCUCAUUUGGACACCUCUGCCUUCCUCUGUGACCCUGCUGCCUGGUCAAAGGCAGUUUCGCUGGGUGUUCGUUGCCGUGGUGGCCGACAGCGAAGAACAUGCCAAAGGAUUUUUUGACGACGCCCUGGAGCUGAUGACCAGUGGUGACCUUUUCCCCUCCCACUGCAGGGUGUGGGCGGAGCUCUGGGCAGGAUGCGGGCUGGAAGUCUCUGGCUCCCUGCCUCUGAGCCGCGCUCUCAUUGGCUGCUUGUUCUACCUCCUCGGCGCCUUCCCACCCCUGCGCAAGACCUCCUUCCGCUUCGGAGGGGUCAGUCCCGGGGGGCUUUCCAAUGGAAGGCGCGGUCAGGAUUACUGGGGACACGUGUUCUGGGACCAGGACACUUGGAUGUAUCCCGGCAUCGCUCUCUUCUACCCCCAGCUAGCGAAGGCUGUGCUGGAGUACCGAGUGCAGACUGUCGAGGGCGCCAGAGACAAUGCGAAGCAGCAGGGUUACAAGGGGCUGAAGUUCCCAUGGGAGAGCGCUGUCACCGGGAAGGAGAUGUGCCCCGAGGACAUCAUUGGCCAGCAGGAGAUCCACAUCAACGGAGACGUCGGCAUGGCCUUCCAGAACUACCUCUACCUCACACAGGACCUAUCUGUCUUCAAGGAGGGACGCGGCAGCAAGGUGGUGUGGGGCAUAGCGGAUUACUGGGUCUCCCGGGUAACCUGGAGCGAGGAGGAGCAAUGCUACCACAUUAGAGGGGUCAUACCUCCUGACGAAUACUACAGCAACGUGGACAACUCCGUCUACACAAACGCCGUGGCUAAGUGCAGCCUCCAGUUUGCCGUGGAGCUGGCAGAGCGGCUGAGCCACACCGCCCCCCCCGAGUGGCAGAGAAUUGCUGACAACCUCAAAAUACCCUUUGACUCCGAUGCGAAUUAUCACCCCGAGUUUGAUGGCUACAAAAAGGGUCAGCCUGUGAAGCAGGCCGAUGUCGUGUUGCUGGGCUACCCCCUGGGGCUGCCCAUGACUCCGCAGGUUAGGAAAAAUGAUCUGGAAGUAUAUGCAGCUGUGACGGACCCCAAAGGCCCUGCCAUGACCUGGGGCAUGUUCGCUCUGGGCUGGCUGGAGUUGGGUGAGGCGGACAAGGCCGAGGAUCAGCUCAGCAAGUGCUUCAACAACAUCCAAGGUCCUUUCCAGGUAUGGAGUGAGGAAACGGAUGGUUCUGGAACCGUCAACUUCCUCACGGGAAUGGGAGGCUUCCUGCAGGCGGUGCUCUUUGGAUACACUGGCUUCAGGGUACAGAGAAACAGUCUGGACUUCGCACCCCUGCUCCCCAAAGACAUCACUGAGCUGCGCGUCCGGGGGGUGACUUACCUCGGCAAUAAGAUGGAUUGGCUGGUGAGGGCCCAGGAUGUGUGCGUGACGCUGAGGGAGGAUGUUGCGUCGUCCACGGAUGCGGAACCACUGGAGAUCGUCAUGAAAGGUUCGGGAGCCAGAAUUCCCCUGAAACCAGGGCAGUCAGUGACCAUUCCUCGCGAACCUGGACGGAUACGAAAGCUGGAAUCCGCUUUCUCCUGCUGGCCCUUGUGAGAAGCUCACACACAUUCUCUCGUACACCUAUCCUGGACACUGAGUGGCUCCUGGCAACCACCAUUGUCUGCAGAUGCUCUAGGGGGACAGGAAGAUGAAGACUUGAUGCUGCCUGACUUUACACACGCAGAUAUUGAGAAUGUCCCUCAGAAACUACUACA
Scleropages formosus (Asian bonytongue) is the source of this 2379-nucleotide messenger RNA. RefSeq names its product protein-glucosylgalactosylhydroxylysine glucosidase (gene pgghg). Gene Ontology annotation, cellular component: cytosol. Lineage: Eukaryota; Metazoa; Chordata; Actinopteri; Osteoglossiformes; Osteoglossidae. Gene Ontology annotation, molecular function: protein-glucosylgalactosylhydroxylysine glucosidase activity. The record is from RefSeq and is a predicted model, not a curated record. The transcript is spliced from 14 exons. Bases 128 to 2218 code for a protein of 696 amino acids. Gene Ontology annotation, biological process: carbohydrate metabolic process.